Molecule: messenger RNA, 1936 nt
Organism: Homarus americanus (American lobster)
Lineage: Eukaryota; Metazoa; Arthropoda; Malacostraca; Decapoda; Nephropidae
Gene: PGS1
Product: CDP-diacylglycerol--glycerol-3-phosphate 3-phosphatidyltransferase, mitochondrial-like
Exons: 9
Coding region: 272-1795 (507 amino acids)
Biological process (GO): cardiolipin biosynthetic process
Cellular component (GO): mitochondrion
Molecular function (GO): CDP-diacylglycerol-glycerol-3-phosphate 3-phosphatidyltransferase activity
Source: RefSeq, a predicted model, not a curated record
CCAAGAUGGCCUCCUCCUGCUGCUCCUGCCUCUGUCCCGGUCUUCUUCACUUAACUCACACCACAAGACGUUAAUUAACUCCUAACUCACACCACAAGACGUUAAUAAACUCCUAAUGAAUAUAACGUAAGAUAUCACAACUAAGUGGUUGUGGUGGAGGCCUCGGGUAGUGAGGUGUGUGUAUCACUCUACAGUAACUCAGGUGUUGGACCCUAUACCAUCCACCUCACCACACACACGACCGCAGCAGCAACACCACCACGACCCCACGAUGCCCGACACAACAACCCUCUCACCCUCACAUGACGCAGGGGAGGAAACAGCGUCGGCCACAACCAUACACUGCCCACUACUGCCCACUAACUUCCAGUGGAUCGUCCGACACUGCCCUGCUUUUCCCGUCAAUGGUUCAAAAGUGAGGGUGAUCACGGACCCGCAGGAGUUUUACCGAGAGCUCCUCAGUAGGGCUGGUAGCGCCUCACAUCGGAUAAGUAUGUCAUCACUGUAUCUCGGCACAGGGAAGCUUGAAAAGGAAUUGGUAUCAGUCAUGAGUGAACGUGCUGCCCUGUGUAAAGAUCUCCGGGUACACUGGCUCCUGGACUUCACCAGAGGGUCACGCGGAGACUUCAACUCCCGGAAGAUGUUACAACCUCUUGUCUCCAGCUGUCCAGAAACAUGUUCAGUGUCACUCUACCACACCCCAGACCUGCGAGGAUUCCUGAGGCAUAUAAUCCCACAGCGCUGGAAUGAAACAAUUGGCCUCCAACACAUGAAGCUCUAUGUAUUCGAUGACUCCCUCGUUAUAUCUGGUGCCAACUUAAGCAACGACUACUUCACUAACCGCCAGGACCGUUAUUUCGUCUUCGAUGACUGCCCGGAGCUCGCGCAGUUCUACCACACGAUCAUCGAAACUGUCGGCAAGUUCUCACUACGGCUACGGGCAAAUGAUACCACGAGUUUGUACCCGGAGACGUGUGUUCAUCCCUUCCUGAGUGACUACAAUAAAUACUGUUCCUCUGUGAAGGCCGCCCUACUCAACCUGUGGAAUAAGGAAUGCAGCAAAAAUUUGUCAAGGUUGAACCAAUUGCUGAAAAGUCUUGGACAAACAGACAUUGAUAAAUCAGAGGAGUGCAUAACAGACACUAAGAUAAACCACUCACUUGACACUAUAGUAUUUCCUACCUUACAAAUGGGGCCGUUUAGUAUCACCAAUGACAGUGUGAUCACUAAAAAGUUAUUGACUACUGCUGAGAGCAAUUCAAGAAUACAGUUAGCAUCAGGAUACUUCAACUUAACAGAGGAGUACAUGCAGUGUGUUCUUCAACAGUCACAAGCUAACUAUGGUAUUCUUAUGGCUCAUCCCAGGGCUAAUGGAUUCCUUGGUGCUCGUGGGUUUGCUGGGGCCAUCCCAGCUGCCUACACACAACUGGCCAAGCUGUUCUUUGAGAGGCUACAGAGGGGAGGAGCAAGUAAUCGCAUCUCUAUGUUUGAAUACCAAAGACCGCGCUGGACAUUCCAUGCUAAGGGACUGUGGUACUACCAGCCUGGCCACUCCUUACCCUCCCUCACCAUGAUUGGCUCUCCAAACUUUGGUUGGAGAUCAGUUAAUCGGGAUUUAGAAACUCAGGUUAUUGUAGCGACCAGGAACACUGACCUCCAGGUGGAGCUUCACCAUGAGCAGGAGCGUCUGUACACCAGCUCCACCGAGGUCACCGGACAAACCUUCACCGAGAGAGAACGUUUGGUCCCUUACUGGGUACGCUUGGUCAUGCCUAUUAUUAAGGUCUUCUUUUAACCGUUCAACAGGUACAGUGAUAAGUCCAACAUGUAUAGAUCAUCAUCCUUGUACAGCUACAUGAAAAAAAAGAUGUGUUCAUAAAAUUUCCCCAGAGAUUUUUUUUUAUAAUAAUGUAAAUAAAGUUUAUUGUCUUGUUCA